Molecule: messenger RNA, 1862 nt
Organism: Seminavis robusta
Lineage: Eukaryota; Bacillariophyta; Bacillariophyceae; Naviculales; Naviculaceae
Source: the annotation of a GenBank genome assembly
GCCAGCUAUAGUUAUGACAGUGUUGAUUUGUAGCCGGCACCUUUGACACUCCACUGCUUGUGCAGGUACGGCUGCACCGCCUUAAUUGCACCGUACCGAAGACAUGCCAUUCUAAACUUACUCAGCUUUGGCUGCGCUCACUAUACUCUAUUACCUCACCUUCGACAGUUACAACGAAAAUACUGGCAAUCCAGCCAGCUAUAGUUAUGACAGUGUCGAUUUGUAGUGGACACUUUUGACACUCCACUUGUGCAGGUUCGGCUGCACCUUGAUUACACCAUACUGAAGACAUGGCAUUCUAAACUUGCUCAGCUUCGGUUGCACGCUCUAUUACCUCACCUUCGGCAGUUACUGUGAGUAGACGAAAAUACUGGCAAUCCAGCCAGCUAUAGUUAUGGCAGCGUCCAUUUGUAGGGGACACGUUUGAGGACUGAAGUGUCCACCCGUGGUGGCAGCAACUCAAAGCGUGUGAUUGAAUCAUUCUACACCUCGAAACUGAUUUGUUCGUUUUACAUCUAAUUCCUUUUGUAGAAUGAGUCAGCACCGGAAGGGCUGUUCAACUCCCGUCACAAAGACACCUCCGCCACGGUGAUUCAUCAAUUUUUAUUGCAGCCUGAUGGCUUUUGGGUUGAAGGCCAGACAGGCCGAGUACGUAUUUCAGUAGAAACAACGGCGGAGAUCUACGAUACCCCACCGUCAAGAAAACGGCGACUUCAAUUGCCGGCAUCUGGCGAAGGCAACAACGACGAAGAACCCAUCACCCCAUCACUUCUUCAAGAUUGACGCACCGUCUGGUCUCACAAUUUCAAUAGCUGAUCAUCAACAAGACUGAUUCAAUUUGCCCUUUCUUCUCGUCAAUACAGACCAUCUUCAAGCCGCUAUCUCUUGCUACCAUGAGUUCCUUUAACCGAAUCGCCAUUGUCUGCCUUUGCUUGGUCCAGUUUAGUUGUUUGUUGACCAAUGCAUUUGUGCUUCCAGGUGUAAGCCGUCCAUCACGAGUAGCCGCACAUCCACUCCGUGAAUCUUUUAGUAGCACAGAACUGGGGGGUUCCAGCAGACGUCGAGAAGUGUUUGGGAAGCUUCGAAAGGCGGUCUUUGCUGGGGGUAUCCUUAGCACCUUCCGAAAACCGGCCUUUGCUGACGAAGGUACCCCUGCGCCCGCCUCUGGGCGUGUUGUCGAGUUUCAAAUUGGGAAUGUAGGGGGAGAUGAGGGUGCCACUGGAACUGUCAAGAUCCAGCUGCGGCCGGACUGGGCACCUCGUGGGGUAGCUCGGUUUGAGCAACUGACAGAGCAAAACUUCUGGGACUCCUGCCGUAUCUUUAGGGUCUUGCCUGGUUUUGUGUCUCAGUUUGGAAUCAACGGGAAUCCCGACAUUCAAUCCAAGUGGCGAUCUGCCUCCAUUCCUGAUGAUCCCGUGAAAGUGAGCAACAAGAGAGGCACUGUGGUGUUUGCUACUGCAGGCCCCAAUACAAGGACAAGUCAGAUCUUCAUUAAUAUCAACAAGAAUGGCAACGACUUUUUGGACAAGCAAGGAUUCGCGCCAAUUGGAGAAGUCAUUGAAGGGAUGGAUAUUGUUGACCAGUUCUAUUCCGGAUACGGAGAAGGAGCUCCUGCUGGCAAGGGCCCUAAUCAGGGAUUGAUCCAGAAGCAAGGCAACUCUUAUCUAGAGCGAUCCUUCCCCAAGCUGUCCUACAUCAGCAAGGCAUCUAUCAAAUAAAUAGGCAAUGGUGUUGCUGUGCCUCAGCUAGCAACCGUUGUCGGAAUGACGUUGGUCGCAAAGUGCUACGUACAUGGUAAUUGUAUACUAUUAGAACAACAUAUUACUUCCUAGACGACUACCGGUAUUGGUUUCACCGCAGGU